UAAGCUUUUUUACCCAAGGAAAACCGGUUUUGAAGGUUCCAACGAUUACUAUGUGAUGAGAAAAAAAAUAUUUCAAAUUUAUUCUAUAUUUUUCCAAGCAAAAAUGUGUCAUACGUAUGUCAUCAUGCCGGAAAAUUGUUAUUCCUAUACAGCUACUGCCAGUAUUUCAAAUUUUGAAAACCUUACGAGGAUCCACUGGUAUCAGCUUGAGUCAGGGACCACCGACUUACGAGUCGGUUGCCGCCUUUCCCAAAGAUGAUAGCAAAUCAUGUAAGGCUAUGCAGUUUAGUCCUGAAGGAAGGUACUUCGCCUGGUGCAAUGGUCAAGUCUUAAAAAUAAUCCUAUGUGAGACCUGGAAGAUCAUUGCUGAAAUUAAAAGGCCAAAGAUUUGGUCUUUCCAAUUCUCUAAACUUGGCAAUUAUCUUAUUACCUGGGAACAAUUCAUUGCAACUCCAGCUAAUCCUCAAGGCAGCCCGAACCUGCAUAUAUGGAAAUCAGAGAAUGGUGAACUUGUCAAAAGUUUCAUCCACAAGAAACAAACAGACUGGGAGCCCCAAUGGUCAAAUGAUGAGAAAAUUUGCGGUAUGCUAAUAAACAGUGAUGUAGUCUUUUACGAGGAUGCCAAUUUUGAUAAGAUCGUCCACAAGAUACACGUGGCGAAAGUUGCAAAGUUUAGCAUUUCACCAAACCCUGCGCCAUACCAUAUUUUAUGUUAUAUGCCAGGGAAAUCCGGCCAACCUUCCUUUGGAAGACUUUUCCAGUAUCCUAAAUUUGAAUCAACUCAAUCUCUGGCGAACAAAAGUUUCUUCCAAGCCGAUCGAGUGGACAUCUAUUGGAAUCAACGAGGAACCAGUGUCCUUCUUAUGACCAGCACUGAAGUGGACAAAACUGGUGCUUCCUACUAUGGCAAACAAACUCUGCAUUAUCUUGGAACGAAGGGCGAGACUGCUAUGGUUAUGCUUAGUAAAGAAGGUCCUAUUCAUGCCGUCGAAUGGUCACCGAAGCAAACUGAAUUUUGCGUAAUAUAUGGUCUGAUGCCGUCCAAAGCAACGCUGUUUAAUCUUAAAUGUGAACCGAUCUUCGAAUUCGGAGCAAAGCAUCGAAACAGCAUUUAUUACAAUCCACAAGGGAACAUUCUUCUUUUGACCGGGUUUGGAAACUUGAGCGGUGGUUCCGUCGAAUUGUGGGAUACAGUAAAUAGAAAGAUUAUCGCAAAGACGGAAGCACCGGACACCACGUUACUUCAGUGGUCACCGGACGGUGAACAUUUUCUCACUGCCACAACAGCACCCAGACUUCGAGUGGGUAACGGUUUCAAAAUCUGGCAUUAUACUGGAACUUUACUGUAUGAGAGACCGUGGAAUAAGCAAGAAGAAUUGUGGGAAGUGCAAUGGCAGACUUACCCAGCAAAUACAUUUCCCGAGAAAGCCAUCAGUUACAAAGCUGUAGAGGGUAUAGCGCCUAGUCAACCACAGGCAUCAAAGCAAGCGUACCGCCCACCUUCGGCGCGAGGACAAACCAUUACUUUCAAAUUACACGAUGAUGAAGACUAUGGAUCAAAAUCAUCAGACACGAAUCCAUCGAAAGCGGCGCUGAAGUCCAAAAAGAAACGCGAAGCAAAAAAGGCUAAGAAAGAAUCGGAAGGAGUUACUUCACAAAACUCAAGUACACCCAAUGGUCAAGUCAGCCCGACACCCACUAAAUCUCCAAACACUACUGCCACGACUAAUCUAGACUUAACUGGCGAUCCGGAGAAAGAUAAGAAAAUUAAAAAAAUAAAAAGCAAAUUGGAGCAAAUAGCAAAGCUCAAAGAAUUACAGUCAUCUGGCAAGCAAUUAGAAAUAAAUCAACUGGACAAGAUUAAAAAAGAAGCCGAAUUGACGAAAGAAUUGCAAAAUUUAGUUUUGUGAUGGAAUGAGUAGAAAGUUGAGAAGAAGAACCAUGUGGACUUCCCGACUUGCUGGACGAAUCUGAAUUGCGAAAACGCUCCAUCUUGUGGUAGCUCAAUCGAAUUUAAAAAUUGAAUGAAAAUAUUGAAGAAUACGAUGUUCAAAUUUCAAUGAGUUUUAUACGUUGGAGCCAAUUAUUUGAAGAUUUUUCGUAUUUUGUAAAAUUUAGCGACUUUCAAUAUCGGUUUGAAAAUCGAACUGCAAUUACGAAGAACGCAACGCGUUCGUUAAAAAUGGGUGCUAUGACGAAUAGAAGAAUAAUUUCUAACACUUUUCUCUUGUGAGAAUAUGAAGUUAACUAAACAAGAAAUUAAUUAUUUCCUGUCCUAUCCGCAAUGCUCGGACGACUUCGGUUGAUGGGAGAGGACGUUCAAUUCUUUUAAUUUUUAUUGCCUUAUUGCUCACUUCUCCUAAAACUGAAUUUUUGUCGAAAUCUUGACUUACAUGUCUAAAUGUAUACGGUGAAUGUAUCGAUCAUACAAUAUACACUUAGACUAUACCUAAGAUACAUAUGUAUAUAUACAUCUAGCACGUCACAUAAGUCGUAUUUAUACGCAAUAGGCGAUUGAUUUUUGACCUUGACGGGAUAGAAAGUACAUUAACAUUUAAUUUCUUAAAUAAGAGAUAUUGUCUCUCUAAUAACGUAUUAGAAAUUUUAUUAGAAUCACUGGAAUAAUAUGGAUAUAAUUUUCACACUUUACACAGUAAGUUAAAACAUUAAAUCGUGAAAACCCUUUUUAUUAAGACCUAACAUUGUUUGCUAAACAUUUCAAAUGACAGAAGAUAUAUGUUCUAGAAGUGAAAGUAAUUUUUUAUACACUUUAUUGUCUCUAAUUUUUUAAAUUAAGUUAGCCAUUCAAUCGAUGAGUCGUCAGUGUACGUAUAUGAUAAACAGAGCUUAGUCGCUGUCAAUAAAUAAUAUCCUUAAAAUUAUAAGUGUAAAUUUCAAGCGUCAGAUUUUCUCAUCUAUCUGAUGUAGCAUCAUACCCAACAUGACGAAACUACUAUUUUGAAAGGAAACAAGUUUUAUCUUAGUGAUGUUCUAUUGUUCCUUUCAGUAUUGAUAAAAGUGUCGUCCCGUUUUAUCUACAAAUACGAAUUUCGGCGAAAAUAAUUCAGAACAUCGUAUCGAAAAUGUAGCCCUACCUCUUUGAAAGAAAGGAAAAGCAAUUAAAAAGAAUGCCUAAAAAAGCUCAUCGAUACGACACAAACUUAUUUCAACGUGAACUAUUACUUUAAGACAGCUGAAAUACCUAAAAUGUUAUGUACAGUUCAAUGAAGUGUGUGGAAAUAAAUUAUUAAGACUCA
Cephus cinctus (wheat stem sawfly) is the source of this 3257-nucleotide messenger RNA. It is a transcript of the gene eIF2A, whose product is annotated as eukaryotic translation initiation factor 2A. Gene Ontology annotation, cellular component: cytosolic small ribosomal subunit. Gene Ontology annotation, molecular function: protein binding; translation initiation factor activity; mRNA binding. The record is from RefSeq and is a predicted model, not a curated record. Bases 117 to 1910 code for a protein of 597 amino acids. Gene Ontology annotation, biological process: translational initiation. The transcript is spliced from 12 exons. Lineage: Eukaryota; Metazoa; Arthropoda; Insecta; Hymenoptera; Cephidae.